AUGUAUUGCUUUCAGAUAACGCUUUUCUUAGCAUGGGUUGCUUUAUCGCAAUGUGCCCAGGAACAUUUUUUAUUCCACAAUAAACCGAAAAAGGAUUGUUUCUGCCUACCACCAAGUCCGGGACAUGCUUCCAAGAUAACUGAUUUGCUUCAUCCAACUCCAGGUUCCGAAGAACUUAGGAAGGUUGUCUACGUAUUUAAAAAUUCUGUAACAGGUGAACAUAAAAUCUACAUUCCCAAUGCAGCGAAGCAACAUGUCUUCCCCAAUAUUGCAUACGAUGCGAAUGAAAUUCUCAGAUCCAUUGAUAAUACGCUAAUAUUUAAUGAUGAUUCUUGGGUAACUGUAAAAAAGUCACCAAAACAAAAGCCUAUCCAUUAUUUACCAGAAGAACUGAUAAACCAAGAUAAUUCAAAAAUCCUCAUAAAUGAGUUAAACAAAGACAAUAAGGAUCAUUUAGGCUACUUAGACAGAUCAAGAGAAAUUAAGAUACUUCGCACUUUACCUGGAAAAACUUCGCAAGAUGAAUUUCCCAAAAAAGAGUUGUAUCCCAGUAGUAACAAACAUGUUAAGACAGAAAUAAAUAAGUUUUAUCCUACUUGGUUAAACAAGGGAAAUAUUAUCCGCUAUAAACCAGAGCAACUACAUAAAUUCCCAUAUAAUGUAAAAAUCAUUUUACGAAUUAAUGGUAAGAAAGAUAUUAGAAAUGGCCAACUAGAAAUAAAUAAAAAAAUUGGUGAAAUAAUGGUUUAUACACCGAAUCACACUAUAAAUGAAUUGUACCCUGAGUUUGAUGUCAAUUCCAAUAUGAAGUUUGACGAAUGGUUGAAUAUCAUGGUGAAAGCUCUGCAUAAUCAACUUAACUUUUCUUCUAAAGUUAUAGACGUCAAUGUACUUCAAAUAUUCAUUAGGAAUGUUAUACAGAAUUUUAAACUUUCCUCUGCCAAACUAGGCGGUUCUUACGGAAAAGACAUAAACUUCUUCAACCUUAAAUUACGACCAAUAUUGAUAGGUGAAUCCGAUUUAAUAAAUAAGGUCAUUAACAAUGGUUUAUUCAAAAUACCUUCUGGUAUUUUAUUCCUAGAAGCAUUUUUUAUAUCGGAAAACACUAUUCAAAGUCUUGGUAUUAUACCGAUUGGCCACCUUUUAAUUGAUAACAAAGAAGACAAAUCAAAAACUACAACGGUACAAAUUAUCAAAACAAUAACAACUUGUGAAUAUGAUGUAUGUAAUACAAAGAAAGUAUGUAAAAAUGAACAAGAUGAAGAAGAGCCCUGUAAAGACUUUUCAAAUGUAAUAUCGAAAGAAGCCGAUAGAUCUGGACACCAUUCAGGCUGUAAGCAUUCAGGAUGUAGACACAGGAAGUGCAAGAAUAAUAAACAUUGUAAAGAGCAUGUUGAUGGAGGAAAUUUAAGUGCGAACGAAACGAUGGAAGAACGACGUGUGGAAGCAGCGGAAGAAGUUGAAAUCACUGAUCAGUCAAAUCCAGAACCAUAUAUCAUUAUAGAUACAGAUGGGAACGUGAUAUCAACAGCAAUGGAUGACACACUGCCAAUUGAUGAAGAACCAGGUAUCAGAAUUGUCGGUGGCAAUGCAGCCACUAAUAGUGGAACUCCCGUGAAUGUUAAAGGUAGAUCUGGUGACUAA
Pieris macdunnoughi is the source of this 1644-nucleotide messenger RNA. Lineage: Eukaryota; Metazoa; Arthropoda; Insecta; Lepidoptera; Pieridae. The record is from the annotation of a GenBank genome assembly.